This is a messenger RNA of Macrosteles quadrilineatus (aster leafhopper), 3817 nucleotides long. Its product is annotated as rhophilin-2-like. The transcript is spliced from 15 exons. The record is from RefSeq and is a predicted model, not a curated record. The coding region runs from base 153 to 3305 and encodes 1050 amino acids. Gene Ontology annotation, biological process: negative regulation of stress fiber assembly; signal transduction. Gene Ontology annotation, molecular function: protein binding. Lineage: Eukaryota; Metazoa; Arthropoda; Insecta; Hemiptera; Cicadellidae.
GGCGGGUGUCGGCGGUAUUCCGCGGGAAAUAAUCGAUAGUGUUGUGUUUGCCAGUUCGGAGCGUGAUGUGUUAGUGUCAGUGUUGUGUUUAGUGUUUUAAAUACUAAAGAAGGCAGUACAUCGGAGUGCUGGAUGUGAAAUGAAUAGUUGCAAUGAGUGCCAAACACAAGAUCUGUCGUGACCCUGGAGACACUGAGUCCGAGGAGGAUGUGACAGAAUCCUUGGAGAACUGUGACAACUUUGCGGUGAACGAGGCUCUCCUGCAGCGGGCGCUUCUGCAGGAGACUCUUCUGCAAAGGACACUUCUGCAUUCCAACGCUUCUUCGCCGGCUUGGGACAGCGACAGUGAGAGCGACAGUUGGGUCAGCUACCAGAAAGAUGUGGGAGUCAAGAGUUUCUCAGUGUCUCCGGAUAUUCAUCGGGAAGAUGUCGACAGCGAUGAAGACGAAGAAGAUAAAGAUGGUCAAAACACACCAUGCAGUUCCACCUCGCCUGUUAAACGAGAAUUAGAUAUUUUCUCAAGUUCAAGAUGCGAUACACCAAAUAUGAAGAAAAGUGAAAAUAAUGUAGACGAGAAGUUAAAUGGGACUCCUAGAAAAGGGCAUGUUAGGAAUUUAAGUUUAUCUCCUAAAAAAGACUUUAUCGACGAAGCAAUCAAGUGUAAGUUGGACGACAUAAUUCAUCUUCCAAAGGAAGACGAGAAAUCAAAUGGGAUAUCAAACAAAAAGGGACAUGUCAGAAAUUUGAGCUUGUCUCCUACAAAAUACUCGCUUGUUGCUGAAGAACUAAAGUGUAAUAAGAUCAACGAUGUGACAUCUUCAAUUGUUGAAAAUAACAAUAGUAUCGAACACAGAGUGGCAAGAAACCAAACCUUUACGAAAACAGAGAACAAAGAUGAAGAAAGUUCAGACUUGCAAAUCAACCCGAACAUAAGAAAAAUAGCUCCUAAAAAGCCGAAACCAAUCUUGAAAGAAUCCAGCAUCGAGAAACAUUCAGAAAGUCCUAGAUUAAAUAGGAAAUUCAACAGCGUUUCUCCUAAAAGAAAGAAGAACAAAACGUUGGCGUUGUCACUGGAUGGGAAUUUAGAAAAGGAAAUUUCUGAGACUCCUACCAAUGAAGAUAUUCUUAGUGAUGGAAGUGAGAAGACGAACAAAGACAGACUCGCUAGGACUCCUAUAAGGAGGAAUACCUACUUGAAACGGGACAGUAGACCGAAGAGUGAAGCUUUCCUGGAUUCUUUGGCGAAGGAUGACAAACCUGAGGAAGUCUACAAAAGUAACAUCAGCCUCAACAGUGUGAGUCCAAGUGUGCAGAGUUUCUGCAGCGAGGGGAACGACCCGAGGAAUGGCGAGGAAGUCGACAGGGUUGGAAACGUGGAGCAGAAAAGAUCAAACUUCGCGUUCAUCAGGGGAUCGGACCCCCGAGUGGCGACAUGUCGCGGCAAGCUGCAGAACAAACGAAGCAAACUCAACCAAGAGAUCAACAAAGAGUUGCGACUCAGGGCUGGUGCGGAGAAUCUCUUCAAGGCGACCACCAACCGGAAGUUGAAGGAGACAGUUGCGCUAGAGUUGAGUUUCGUCAACUCCAACUUACAGCUGCUCAAGGAACAGCUCGCUGAGCUCAACAGCUCGGUGGAACUCUAUCAGGGGGACAGCCCUGAGCCAGUAAUGCCAAUGAUACCUCUAGGUCUCAAAGAAACAAAAGAGAUAGACUUUCGAGAACCGUUUAAGGACUUUAUUUUGGAGCACUAUAGCGAAGAUGGCACCAACUAUGAGGAUGCAAUAGCCGAAUUAAUGGAUUUAAGACAGGCAAUGAGGACACCUCAUAGAGACGCCACUGGGGUAGCUCUACUGUUUCAGUAUUACAACCAACUAUAUUUUGUAGAGAGAAGGUUUUUUCCACCUGACCGAAGUCUUGGGAUAUAUUUUGAAUGGUAUGAUUCAUUGACUGGGGUACCGAGUUGUCAGCGAACGGUUGCGUUUGAGAAGGCUUGUGUAUUGUUCAACAUAGCGGCUCUAUACACACAACUAGGAGCGAAACAAGACCGUCUAACUGCUAAAGGGCUGGACGCAGCGGUAGAUAACUUCCUAAGAGCAGCUGGUACCUUCACCUACGUCCAUGAGAACUUUACCAACGCACCCAGUAUGGACCUGGCCCCUCACAUGCUGGACAUGCUAGUACAACUCAUGUUGGCUCAGGCUCGAGAAUGUUUGUUCGAGAAGCUCGAGCUUCAAUCAAGGGACAAACGAGAUGUCGACGUCUCAUUGGACUUGGCUCAAGAAGCAGCACAGGUGUCGGAGGUGUACUGCUCCGUACAGACGCUGAUAUCCGUGUCCGCAGUGAGAGAUUACGUGCCAUACUCGUGGUUGUCGCUGGUGCAAGUCAAGCGUGAACACUACGCAGCCCUCGCUCACUACCAUUCUGCCGCAGGAUUGCUCGCAAAGGACCUAGACAGUCUUAGCUCCCGGACAAAACAGGCUCUACAGCUGUUACAUAGAGACUUGGAUCCUCGGACGGCACUCGACAUGUCUCAACCGCAUGACGACCACGAGCGGAAACUGCUAGGUCGAGCACACCUCAGGGGAGCUCUCAUGUUGCAUGAUGAAGCCGAGAGGUUGCUGCGGAUGUGUCGGGAGUUACGCAACAAGAAAGCACUCGCCCAAGUGUUGUCCAGGUCCAGAGACGAGACCACAACUAUGUACAGCAACCACACGGAGCAGAUUGACGACUUCAGCGAAAUACUCGACCCUCCUCACAUUCACGCCUCCACCAAGUUCCAGCUGAGUCUGACUCCCCCAGACUUUGCCCAGUUGAGGGUGGAAGAUCUGUUCAAAGGCCUAGGUCCGGUGGCCAUCUUCUCCGCCAAGCACCAUUGGACGGCGCCACGCUGUGUACAGCUCCACCGCGGCGACGGAGAGGUCGGCUUCGGCUUUAGUGUGAGGGGUGACUCCCCCGUCAUCAUAGCUGGAGUGGACCAUGGCUCUUUGGCUCAUUUUGGUGGGAUGAAAGAAGGAGAUUUCAUCGUAUCCAUAGGAGACAAAGACGUCAAAUGGGCUCUGCAUGAGGAAGUGGUCAGAUUGAUCAAAGACGCUGGGGACUCCCUUAGUCUCAAACUGGUCACUCCGAUGGACAGGAACUAUCUCAAGCAACCAUCGAGUAGUUCUCAGUCGAGCACCCACAGCAAGUCGAGUACCAGCAGUCAGCCUAGUCCAAGCAACACUACGAGUUCUCACAAGCGACUGACGUGGAACCCCUUCAGACGUCAGCGAGAGCGAGAAACGAGCUUCAACCUCAUCUUGAGAUAAACUCUUCCCCUAGACCUACCCUUAGUAGCCUUGUGGUAAAUGCAUUGAAAAAGAUGAUUAGAGUAACCUAACUGUUUCUAGAAUAUGAAUAGUACAAAAGUGGAAAAUUAUGAAAAUAUUUUACAGAUUAAAUCGUUAGUCUGAAAAAAUACAUUAAAUAUUUUUAUGCUAUCAGAUUCUCUCUUGUUCACACAAUUCUCGACUAGAUUCUUGUCUCAACGUAAACAAGUCCUAAUGGUCAGAAGUUAUUUAUAACUAGACAGUGAAAGAGGUUGUGACUAGUUUGUUUUCAUGUCCGAGUCUGAGCAUGUGUGUGUGAGUUAUGUAGGUAAUUUUUAACUAUUGAAAGUCUGAACAAGAGAAAAAUCUACCAUACAUGCUUUUGUAUGGGUGAAAACCCUUUGAAUUGGUGGUAAAGAAAAUAUUUUUUCAAGUACUGGUAAAACUGUUUGAAAUAUGUUUAUAAAUAUGAAGACAAUCUUAUAAGUCAAUAAUUUGUGUUUUAAGUACGC